Molecule: messenger RNA, 2331 nt
Organism: Hypoxylon fragiforme
Lineage: Eukaryota; Fungi; Ascomycota; Sordariomycetes; Xylariales; Hypoxylaceae
Exons: 3
Coding region: 267-1808 (513 amino acids)
Molecular function (GO): protein binding
Source: RefSeq, a predicted model, not a curated record
GUACCUACUACUAGUAGUAUUUGCUACCUAUUUGCUACCUAUCUGCUACCUAUCUGCUACCUAUCGCUUGCACGCGGAACUGACUUGGUACUUGACUUACCAACAUUGAUGCAGAUAGAGGUAUGAAAGAGGAACAGCACAGCCGCCAAGACAUGAACGAUCCAAGUUGCAACAUCGAAGCUGAUAAACAGGCCUAGUCGUCAUUGAAGAAUAUCUCAACUUUCAUUUUAAUUCAUCUGAUCCUCAUAUCUCCCUAGGUAUCCAUCAUGGCGGCCAUCACUAACCUUCCUAUCGAGUUACUCCAGCUCAUCGCUGGAAGAUGUUCUGCCUCGGAUAUCAUAGCCUUGAGUUCGACAUGCCGUUACCUCAACAGAGCGUGCGACAGCCCUGCCGUCUUCCAAAUGUCGUUUGAGCUCUAUCUCCCCGAAAUUACGUCAACUGCCUUCAAGGACAAGAGUGCGCUGGUACGCUUCAUGAGAGACUAUAUCGAGGGACCGAAGAAGCCCUGCCAGCGUAAUGAAGGGCCGAAAAUGGCCUGGCUAUGCCUUGCCAUGGCUAUCUCUCGACUUCCGCGCUUUUCAUCUGAAUUAGAGCAAGUGGCAUCUACUGUAAAAGCUCAGGCGGCCCUAAGGAUUCCGGAGUUAAGUGAAGAUACCCAGGAGUCUCUAGAGGGGCUUAUGGCUUUUCUAUCUACCUUACUAGUUUGGGGAUACACAGACAUUGAGAAGGCGGGCGUUGGUACUCUACUUGACGAUUUAUGUUCCAUCUUCUUUCCUCGCACGCCGACAAUAAACUAUCUGAGGAUUGACCAGUCCAUGGAUGGGGAACAUCCUCUGCAGUUCGCCUUUUGCUUGGCUAUGGCCAAUCUCGAGAUAUGUCAGCCAUCUUACACGUCUAGUCUCUCCUCCGGAGAUCCAAGAAACGACCUGGCUCCCAAUAUGGUUCGCCUCAUGAAUGCCGUAGGCUACAAGGGCCACAUGUUGGGCCCAGGAUAUGAGACAUUCCGAACAUCUUGGAUUGGCAAACAGACACACGGGCUUUUCAUCUCUACAUUUAUAACGCAGAACGUCUAUUACGGAUUACAAGGUAGAAAACCCAACAUUUUUUCUCGCCUUAUAAGCAUUGCAAUGAUGACCAGAAAAAAAAUAGCUUCCAACCAGCUGCCGAGCGUGAAGAAGAUCGAAUUCGUCCCCUCUUGGUAUCUUACAGGUGACACGUCCCCGACUGCUGAGCAUACAACUCCAUCGGGAGCUACCAGUCUUCGACCACGGUUUCCCAUGGUUAGUCCUAAUCGUGUAGCUAUCUCGGGGAAGAAGGGGCGUUAUUUCCACCCCUUCUCCGGCGACGAAUGGUGGGCUUGGUACACGACACGAGUGCGCAAUCUGGCGAGACAUAUCGAUGAGGGAGAGUGGUGUGGCUACUACACGUACGAUCUACAUUUGGGGAGCCGUGUAGACCCGAUCAUGGAGAAUAUACGCUUUCGCAGAACUAACCCGGACGAAGACACAAACGGAGACACGGACGGAGACACGGAUGGAGACACGGAUGGAGACAAGUACUCAGUCGAGGCACUGGACUGCGUAGAUGGAAUUGGGAGCUUUACGUUGCGUGGUGUAGUGAACGCCUCAGAUGCGGCCUGCACUAUUCAGAUUCGGAAGGAAUACGCCAACCAUGGAUUCGACUGGCAGGGCCGAGUUACGCCGCUAGGAAUCUGCGGCACCUAUAGUCACUGGUGGAAUCGCACAUUACAGCCUAGUGGGUAUUUCUGGCUUUGGAAGAGAGAGUGGAUGGACGCUCCUGGUAUGUAGACGCGUUGGAUUCCAGUAUCUACCUAGGUAAAGCUGUGAUUAUUACAUGUAAAUCGUUCCUUAUGGGCAGGAAAUUGGAGGACAUAGGGCGAAAGAAAUAAUAAGGGGCGGGAACUUGGGCGGCUAUCAAUCUGGUUUCAUUUUCUCUUGGUUUUCCUAAUACCUGCCUAGGUAGUGUUCACGUCGCCGGCCAGAACAUGGUCAAUGACUUUUCAUAUAAUGAUAUAUGUACCGUGGAAGGCUUAUCACAUACUCUAGGUAGGACAAUAAAGAGCCCAAACGGGUAUGCAAAGCGUACCUACAAUAUGCCUACCUAGGUAUUUAGCCCACGAGAAAGCGACUGCACGGCGUUUCCUUUAAAUGAAACAAUUGCACAACUCAAGAUUGAACGCCUCCCCUUCCGGAUCCGGGAAGCGGGAUAGCAUACCUAAUGUGGGUGAGCAUAACGGAUAGAUAGAUAAAUACCUAGCAUUGCUGGAAGAUUAAGGUUGAUUCCCUCUAAUCUUAACCAGCAGACCAGGCC